GUGUGAGUGUGCAUUUGCGCGUGAUUGUGCACGUGCGUGUGCGUGUGCGUGUGUGUGUGAAAGCAGCGGGACUGAAACACGAGUGGACAGAUGGAUGGAUGUACAGCAGCGGUGAGCAUGUCAUAAUGCACAGACACGCCACUCUUCCCCACCUGUCUCGUUGACGUUUGCCGAUCGCUCGUCUCCGCACAUCAUGUCCAUCGCGCUCAAGCAAGUGUUUAACAAAGACAAAACGUUCCGGCCCAAGCGUAAGUUUGAGCCGGGCACGCAACGCUUCGAGCUGCACAAACGGGCGCAGGUGUCGCUCAGCUCUGGUGUGGAUCUGAAAGCGGCCGUGCAGCUGCCUCACGGUGAGGAUCUCAAUGACUGGGUUGCUGUUCACGUGGUGGACUUCUUCAACCGAAUCAACCUCAUCUACGGGACUGUGUGUGAGUACUGCACAGAGAAGAGCUGCCCGGUGAUGUCCGGCGGACCGCGCUACGAGUACAGAUGGCAGGAUGAACACAAGUACAAGAAACCCACUGCGCUGCCCGCUCCGCAGUACAUGAACAAGCUGAUGGACUGGAUCGAGAUGCAGAUCAAUAAUGAAGAGAUUUUCCCCACCAGCAUCGGAAUACCCUUUCCAAAGAACUUCAUUCAGAUAUGUAAGAAGAUCUUGUGUCGUCUCUUCCGUGUGUUUGUUCACGUGUACAUCCAUCAUUUCGACCGGAUUCUCCUGAUGGGCGCUGAAGCUCACGUCAACACCUGCUACAAACACUUUUACUACUUCGCCACUGAACUCAACCUGAUCGACCGUAAAGAGCUCGAGCCGCUGAAAGAAAUGACGUCGCGAAUGUGUCUGUGAGGUACAGUGAGCUGGACGUGUUUCCAAACACCAAGAAUGUUGCCUUGGAGAUGAGGUCAUCGCUGGGGUCAUUCUCAGAUGAACUUUUAAUAUGAUGCUAAGAGAUACUGACAGCGAGCGCUAAUGCUACAUUGAUCAUUUAAUGUGAUACAACAGCACCAUCUAGUGGUGAAGUGUGUGACUAGCACUGCGCUAAUAGAACAGUCCAAGAGGGUGAUCACUCAGUAGUGUGUUUCUACAGACAUCUCCAAUGUGCACACUAUUAGGUGAACAUGUUGGUUUAAACUGUCAGCUGUGUGACUUUUGAAUGGACAUGAUUGUCAUUAUAGUUUAAUUUCUGAAUGUGUUGCAGUGAAAUUCUCAUUUACUCAUGUGUUUAUACUGAUGUAUAUCUGACACAGUUUUUGCAGUAAUGGUAGUUAAGUAUGCAGUUAGUUGGUGUAGUGCACAUUAAGACGAUCGGGACAAAUCCACCAUGUGAUUCUUUGUCUCUCUUGCAGUUGCUGGUCUGAUUCGAGUGGAUCAUGUCAUGCGUUAUUAAACCACUAAAACAAAUUUACACGACGUUCCAUGAGUUCCGUUUACCGUUUUACACAUUAACUUUUUUUUUUUUGUCAGACUUGUAAAGGUCCUGUAAAUUCCAUAAUUAAAGAAAUAAAGAAUAUUUGUAUUGUA
Molecule: messenger RNA, 1519 nt
Organism: Myxocyprinus asiaticus (Chinese sucker)
Lineage: Eukaryota; Metazoa; Chordata; Actinopteri; Cypriniformes; Catostomidae
Product: MOB kinase activator 3B
Exons: 4
Coding region: 194-844 (216 amino acids)
Biological process (GO): signal transduction; positive regulation of protein phosphorylation
Cellular component (GO): nucleus; cytoplasm
Molecular function (GO): protein kinase activator activity
Source: RefSeq, a predicted model, not a curated record